GUCGCUGCAGUCGCCAGACUAACCCUCCGCGGCCGCUAGUCCAGGGCCGGCUCCGGAGCCCGCUCCGCCCCGUUGCCCGGCGGCGGCGGCGGCGGCGGCGGCUAGAAUUCGGCGGCCCAGCAGCUCGCGCUCGGCCCGCCUUCCCUUGCGGGUCCCGACUCUCCCUCCUCAUCUCUCUCGGGGUCCUGGAGCCGAGCUCGGCCCGCACCUCCCGGGGCCGGUAGCGCGGCCGAGAAAUCCCUGAUUUGGACAUCCAGAGCACCAUUCCUGUCUUUUCUGGGUCUUGAAUUGGAAGCUACCAGGACUCUGUAAGACCUGAAAGUGAUAUAAAAGGGUGCCUAGGACCUGUUAAGAAUCAAACCUGGUCAAAUGAAUCACCUCUUUUAUUUCCUGCUAYAGAGAGCACUUGGAGAAAGGAAGUCUUCCUAGGACCUCUGCCUACCGCCCAUGAAAUACUCAUUUCUGUUUUAGCUCUGCCUGCAGUUGAGCACAAAGACCUGGAGGAGACUCCCACCGCCUUCAGGGAGAAGAAAGGAGGCAGCGACUCCGAUUCAAAGGAACUUGUGGCUUGUGGCCUUUUUGUUGUGGUGGUGGUGCAGGGGCCUCCUGGAAGGGGAGAGAAAGUGCAUUAAAGCCACAUUGGCGGUUAAUGAGCUGUGAGAUGAGGCGCUGCUGUCGCUGCUGCUGCUGCUGCUGACACUGAUUCCAGGAUCCCUCCUCUGCUGCCCUUUGUGCUUCAUGUACAUGUGUCUAUUCAGGCCGGCCGGAGGCGCCCAGAAGAGAAUCCACCACGGCUGCCGGGGAAAGACCGCCCACCAUGCCCACGGAGACGCUACAGACAGGUAGCAUGGUGAAGCCGGUCAGUCCCGCCGGCACCUUCACGUCGGCGGUGCCCCUGCGCAUCCUGAACAAAGGGCCAGACUACUUCCGCAGGCAGGCCGAACCCAACCCCAAGAGGCUGAGCGCCGUGGAGAGGUUGGAAGCCGACAAGGCCAAGUACGUCAAGAGCCAGGAGGUGAUCAAUGCCAAGCAGGAGCCCGUGAAGCCGGCCGUGCUGGCCAAGCCCCCCGUGUGCCCGGCAGCCAAGCGCGCGCUGGGCAGCCCCACGCUCAAGGUGUUCGGCAACCACGCCAAAACCGAGAGCGGGGUGCAGCGCGAGAACCUCAAGCUGGAGAUCCUGAAGAACAUCAUCAACAGCUCCGAGGGCUCCAGCUCGGGCUCGGGACACAAGCACAGCUCCCGAAACUGGACGCCACACCGGUCCGAUGCCACCACCGACCUGCACCGGCACUCGUUCGCCGAGUCCCUGAAGGUCUACCCCACGCCAGGCCGCGGCAGCCCCCAGGAGAGCGGUUCGCACGUGAGCAGGAGACUGCUGGAACAGUCGGCCGAGUCCUUCCUCCAUGUCUCGCACAGCUCCUCGGACAUCCGCAAGGUGACCAGCGUGAAGCCCCUCAAAGCCAUCCCCUGCAGCAGCUCUGCCCCUCCUCUGCCUCCCAAGCCCAAGGUCGCCGCCAUGAAGUCACCCGAAGCCGAUCCCGUGGAACCAGCUUGUGGCGUCAGCCGAAGACCCUCCCUCCAGCGGUCUAAGUCAGACUUGAGUGACAGGUAUUUCCGAGUGGACGCAGACGUGGAGAGGUUCUUCAACUACUGUGGACUGGACCCCGAAGAGCUGGAAAACCUCGGCAUGGAAAACUUUGCCAGGGCUAAUUCUGACAUCAUCUCCCUCAACUUCCGCAGCGCCAGCAUGAUCAGCUCAGACUGUGAACAGUCUCAGGACAGUAACAGUGACCUUAGAAAUGAUGACAGUGCCAAUGACCGGGUGCCCUAUGGCAUUUCUGCCAUCGAAAGAAACGCUAGGAUCAUCAAGUGGUUAUAUAGCAUCAAACAAGCUAGAGAGUCGCAGAAGGUGUCCCACGUGUAAGAGACACUGUGCGUGGAAAGGAGGGAGGGGCGGGUCUGUCUGUGCAUACGCAGUUGUGAAGGUCGUGAGGUCUCCUUGAAGUGUUGUGAGCUUCUCCACUCUUUGUGUUGCUUGUUGUGCAAUGUUUUCAAGUUGCAUGCCUGUCAACAUGGCGACUGGCCUGGCUUCCUCCUCACCAUCGCUGCAGAGCCUGCCUGGACACCCAUCUGCCAAAAGUUUCAGGCCAGAAUCUACUUAGGGCUUUGCUCUCUAGCAAAACUGUUUACACACACACAUACGCGCACACACACACACACA
Molecule: messenger RNA, 2221 nt
Organism: Urocitellus parryii (Arctic ground squirrel)
Lineage: Eukaryota; Metazoa; Chordata; Mammalia; Rodentia; Sciuridae
Gene: Fam110b
Product: family with sequence similarity 110 member B
Source: RefSeq, a predicted model, not a curated record